This is a messenger RNA of Saccostrea cuccullata (small rock oyster), 1841 nucleotides long. RefSeq lists its product as uncharacterized. The record is from RefSeq and is a predicted model, not a curated record. Bases 377 to 1006 code for a protein of 209 amino acids. Lineage: Eukaryota; Metazoa; Mollusca; Bivalvia; Ostreida; Ostreidae. The transcript has 4 exons.
GUAAAUUCAUUUUUUCCCAAUUCAUUUAAUGGGGACCUGCGACAAACAUUGAAUAUUGGUUGAGCGAUAAUAGCUAUACCAAAAACAUAAACUAAUUCGCCCCAGAGCCGUGUAGGUAAUGAAAUCCGAUUUAAGGAGAUUUAACUUUUUGUUCGCAAUCCUUGAAUUUCGUCUCGAUUGAGUCUUCUCGUGGUCUCCGUAGCGACGUUCAUAUCAUGUGACCACCUUAAUCUCCGUGUUUUGUGCAAUAUGGCUAUCAGUAUUUAGAGACCCUAUGGAUCCGUUAUUGUAGAAGAUACCGUAUUAUUUUAGAGUAAUUUAUGGAUUCAUUAAAGAUACGUUAGAUAGUAGUUAGAAUAUAAAAAGAAAGUCCAAGAUGGCAGCUACGACGACGUUGCCAAAGAUUACCCGUACCCCCCUCGCCACCCCCGUCCCUCCCACAAUUCAGCGCUCCAAUACUAUGUACGGAGCCUACCCUCCGCGGGAACUCUCGAGCUCCAUGAGCCUGGUCCGUAUUCCUCCCAGGGUCAAUCCUCUGGCCCCACCCCCGCCCCGAAAAAGAAUCCAGGAUCACUGGGAGACUGUAGAGCAACACUGGCACAACGACCAGAGGCGGAUCUUAAUGCAACAGCGGGAACACCAGCGGUACCACUCGGCCUGGGCCAAGGCUUUCUACGGAGCACCUGCCGAGAAAGAGCAAUACAGAAAACACUUUCGUGACGUUCUGAAACAACAAAUGGCGGAUCAAGACCUUGGUAAGAGCCUCGCUUUCAAAGAAAAAUGUAUGGAAAGCACGCAGUCCAUUGCCUACGACAACGACUGUCGACAGAAAGACUUGGAUGCCUUCAUCAAAAAACACAACUACUUACAAAACUUCAGGGAUGGAAACAAGGACAUGAUGGAGAAAAAAUGGCAAGAGUCACGAACCAACCGAUUUUUGGAGCAGAGAAUUGACCGAGAACGACUCCGAUAUAACCCUAUCAACUGGUCCUGUAGUCUCAAAUGAUUCUGUACUAGAAUGCUCACAGUUUUAAUUCAUGUUUACCAAGAGGGCAUUAUUUACAAAAUAAUGCACCGUCGGAGUUUUAGAAUUGUAUUACAUUACCAAGAGUGUCUGUUAUCUACAGAUAUCUUUCUAUAAAUUACAUCACCGUUUUCAUCACUCGGUUUCUUUGACUGUUUUUUUUAAAGAAAAAGAUUUUGAAAUCUAAAAAAAAAAAAAAUAAUUCACAACACAAAUUUAUUACCAAAUUUCUAAGCAUAAUAUGCCUAUGACAGUGGACUCUAUUUCAGUAAUUAUACUUCUUCAAAACUUUCACAACAUUUAUAUUCAUGCCUAUUUUUUAAUCUUUGCAUAUCUUACUGCUGAUAUUUUGUAUCAGGUGUUUUAAACCAUCAGUGUCCAAUGACUUCAAACACAGUCACUGACAUUGUGUGCUAGUGUGCGUGACUUUUUAGAUGUGAAUUCACCCUCUAAAUAUUUGCUCAAUCCAUGCCUUAUCUUAUAUCUUCAUACAUACAUUGCAAGACUAAAAAAAUCACUAUCAAGCUACUCCGACUCCUAAUAUUAUCUUCGGUUUUAUUUGAGUAUUUCGUGUGCUUCUGUUCAGAGUUGUCGGUCCUGAAAGAGAAGAGCGGCUACUCUGGAUAGAUUACAUUUAGGUGUGUUCAAAACACAGAAAUUUUUGACCAUGUGAUAUAUUACUGUGAUGAACAAAAGUAUUUAUCGUAUGUUACUGCAUAUCAUAAUCAUCUACAUAUUGUUAUCAGUAUUAUAACAUGAAAUAUAUUUUAUUUUUUGUUUUAUUGUUGUAAUAUUUUUAAUUAAAGUGCAGAAUAUC